AUGGAUGAGACUGGGUUUGUUCUUGUGCCCAAGUUGGAAAAAGUCGUCGUGAAAAAAGGUGCAUGCCAGGUUCAUAAAGUUGCACAUGGAAUUUUACAUGAACAUAUUUCUGUUGCUUCUACCAUUUCAGCUGCCAGGUCGUAUAUUCCACCCUUAAUUAUUUAUAAAGGUAUUCAUGUAAUUCCUGGCUUGUUAGAAGGUGCACCUCCAGGAACUGUAAUGGGUUUCACAAUUACUGAGUACAUGCGCGAAGACCUUUUCCAAAUGUAUCUUACCCAUUUUAACAACUCGAUUCCGCCUACACGUCUGGUUUUACUAAUGCUUGAUGGUCAUAAAAGCCAUAUAAGCUAUAUGAGUGUUGAUUUCUGCCGAAAAAAUGGAAUUCUUCUUUAUGCACUGCCACCCCAUACGAUGCACAUCUUACAGCCCUCUGAAAUUCCUUUUGCUAAAUUAAAAAGUGAAUAUGCUAAGGAGAGUGACAAAUAUAAAAACCAUAGUGGCAAGGUGGUAAUGAAACAUACUUUUGCAAAAGUUUUUGGCCCUGCUUUUCUCAAAACCUAUAAGCCUUUAGCUAUUUGCAAUGCCUACAAAAGCACAGGAAUAUGGCCCUUAAAUCCUGAGGCUAUUAGUUCAGACCAUUUGGACCCUUCUCUAGCAACAGAGCGAUUUGAUAUUGUACCUUCAAAUGACCAACCUUCUGCACAACAAAAUGAGUCACUUCCAUUACUUUCAAAUAUUCAACCUUCUACGCAAUCAGAUAAAUCACCUUCGCAAUCGUCCACUAAUUUAAAUCACCAUCUUACUCGUUCAAAUACUUUCCUAUUGGAAAAAGAAAAAGAAAUUCUUUUAACUGAAAAUAAUUUUCUUAAAAAUGAAAAUGAACUAUUAAAAGUUCAGUUUGUAGCAAUGAAAGAAGAAUUAGAAACUUAUAAGAAUCCUGGCACAUGCUCUCUUCGUUCUGCUCUGAAGUACCUGGUUCCUCGAAUUUCGAAUGCUGAAACCCCUAAAGCUUCUUUAGAUCCACAUGAAUUUGAGUCACCUUCCCCUAAAAAAAGAAAAACUCUUCCGUUUGCACAACUUCUUACUUCCGAAAACAGUUGGCAACAACUAAAAAUGGCAAACAAAGUAGCGAACAAAAAAGUCACUGAAGCUAAUCGAAAAAAGGAAGAGCAGGAGUAA
Molecule: messenger RNA, 1179 nt
Organism: Cetraspora pellucida
Lineage: Eukaryota; Fungi; Glomeromycota; Glomeromycetes; Diversisporales; Gigasporaceae
Source: the annotation of a GenBank genome assembly